AUGGCGAAGGAGCUCGACAUUCCCACCUUCUACUUUUACACCUCUGGAGUAGCAGCUCUUGCGAUUUUUCUGUAUUUUCUGAAAAUCGGGGAACAAACCACUAAGAGCUUCAAUGAUUUGACCGAGACUGUUUUGGAGUUUCCCGGGUUGAAGUCUCCCCUGAAUGCCCCCCACAUGCCUGAGCCAAUGCUUGAUCGAGACUACCUUGCGUAUUGGGACAUGGUAUACUUCUGCUCAUACCUUCCCAAAUCUAAUGGGAUCAUAGCCAACACGUUUGAAGAGCUCGAGCCUCCUGCAGUCCUCAAAGCCAUUGCUGGAGGCCUUUGUGUUCCUGAUGCUCCCACUCCUCCUAUCUACUACAUCGGGCCGUUGAUUGUUGAAGAAAAAGUUGGGGAUUCUACAGAGGCAGAAGAUUGUUUAUCAUGGCUUGAUCAGCAGCCAAGUAGAAGUGUGGCGUUUCUCUGUUUUGGAAGUAGAGGAGCAUUCUCAGGGGCUCAAUUGAAGGAGAUAGCAGAUGGGUGGAGAAGAGUGGAUAGAGUCACGGGUGCCGCAAGUGGCUGUGUUGAAGAAGGUAUCAGUGGGCAGAACUCGGUGCUUGAAGCUGUGAUUGUAGGCGUGCCGAUGGUGGCAUGGUCGCUCAUGCAUAGCAGCAUUUGA
This is a messenger RNA of Prunus armeniaca (apricot), 657 nucleotides long. NCBI's taxonomy places the organism in Eukaryota, Viridiplantae, Streptophyta, Magnoliopsida, Rosales, Rosaceae. The record is from the annotation of a GenBank genome assembly.